UUUUGUCAGACAGAACAGUUUUCAUAUUGAGCCCCAUAAUGAUUCGAACAUAUGUCGGGCAAAGAUGCUAAUCAAGGCAUUUCCACUGGAAUGGAAGCUACGGGGCAGGCGCUGGCCCAACCAACAAAUCAAAAUGACUUGAUUGUCCAGGCGAGAGCCCAAAGACAGCUCCCACAGCUGAAUUCAAAUGAAGGGCUCUUUUCGCAGCUCGCGAGCAACCCUUUCUUUACAGCAGGUUUUGGUCUUGCUGGCCUUGGGGCCGGCCUGACACUUGCCCAGCGGGGGAUUAGACGUGGAGCUGUUCUCCUCCGUAGGCGCAUGCUUGUCGAAGUGGAAAUAAAUAUCAAGGAUGACUCGUACGGCUGGUUUCUACAUUGGAUGACGUUAUAUCAACGGUCGCAACUUCAAAGAACACCGACCGCCCAAAAAUCCGGCUUCGUCGAUUCCCUCCUGCGGAGACUCACACCAGGAAUGCGACAAUUGUCGAUCCAGACGCAGAAAGUAGAACAUCCCAAUGGCGCGAUGCAUACACAAUUUGCACUUAUACCUGGACCUGGCAAACAUGUUCUCCGGUAUAAAAACGCUUUUAUCUUCGUCAAUCGCGUGCGAGAAGCCAAAUCAAGAGACCACCAAACCGGACGACCGUGGGAAACGGUUACCCUAACUACGCUCUAUUCUCAACGUCAUAUUUUUGAAGACUUAUUUAAGGAGGCCCACGAGUACGCUGCGCGGUCGCAAGAAGGGAAAACUGUAAUAUACAAUUCCUGGGGCACCGAGUGGAGGCAGUUUGGCCAAUCUCGGCGCAAAAGGCCGUUGGAAUCCGUUAUUUUGGAUAAGGGGGUUAAAGAACGGAUUGUGGAUGAUGUGAAGGAUUUUCUCGAGAGUGGAUCCUGGUACUAUGAUCGCGGCAUUCCUUAUAGACGGGGUUAUCUCCUUCAUGGUCCCCCGGGCAGCGGCAAGAGCUCAUUUAUUCAAGCACUCGCGGGCGAGCUGGAUUACGACAUUGCCAUCCUCAACUUGAGCGAGAGAGGUCUGACCGACGAUCGCCUGAACCACCUUCUCACCAUCAUACCUUCCCGCACCCUGGUACUAUUGGAAGAUGUAGAUGCCGCCUUCGGGAACCGGCGCGUGCAGUCCGACGCCGAUGGAUAUAGGGGAGCCAAUGUGACAUUUUCAGGCCUCCUUAAUGCGCUUGAUGGCGUGGCUAGUGCUGAAGAACGCAUAAUUUUUUUGACGACAAACCACAUUGAGCGGCUUGACGAGGCUCUCGUCCGACCGGGCCGUGUGGAUAUGACCGUCAGACUUGGCGAAGCUACAAGGUAUCAAGUGGCACAACUCUGGGAGCGGUUUUACGGCGAUUUUGACAAGACGGGUUUCUAUCAGACUCAGUUUUUGGAAAAGCUUUAUAAGUUGGGUAUUAUAGAGGAUGAGAAUGGCCACAAAAUUCCAGCGGAAAGUGCCACAAGUGCUGCAGCCCUGCAAGGGCUCUUUUUAUACAACAAGGGUGACAUGGAAGGUGCUAUCAGGAUGGCAGAAGGCCUUGUGUCGGAGGAAUAGCUUUAAUUCCCUAGAUAGCGGGGAACGAAUUUGUACACUAUUUACUCCAGAUCCAUUAAUCUAUUUUCCGGAGGUUUUGACCAAUAUCUCCCUCCUAUCCAGAUAUUCUCAACUAUUGCAUCUGAGUCUCCACCUUCUCUGGCGUCGGUUGGGCUAUUGACGAAGCGAAUAGGAAUUGAUACCAGGCCUCACUGCACCUCUGAAGGAUGUGCCUGUCUGGCGCAUAACGAUUCUUGCAGCGAUGUGAUCAGCCUGCACCAUCCCACCCAAUCGUUCGUAUUAUUGGAGGACUAUCUUCG
Messenger RNA from Blastomyces dermatitidis ER-3, 1856 nucleotides. Its product is annotated as mitochondrial chaperone BCS1. The record is from RefSeq and is a predicted model, not a curated record. The coding region runs from base 52 to 1557 and encodes 501 amino acids. The transcript has 2 exons. Lineage: Eukaryota; Fungi; Ascomycota; Eurotiomycetes; Onygenales; Ajellomycetaceae. Gene Ontology annotation, biological process: protein insertion into mitochondrial inner membrane from matrix; mitochondrial respiratory chain complex III assembly. Gene Ontology annotation, molecular function: ATP binding; ATP hydrolysis activity. Gene Ontology annotation, cellular component: mitochondrial inner membrane.